This is a messenger RNA of Plasmodium relictum, 2808 nucleotides long. RefSeq names its product DNA helicase, putative. The record is from RefSeq and is a predicted model, not a curated record. Gene Ontology annotation, cellular component: nucleus. Bases 1 to 2808 code for a protein of 935 amino acids. The transcript has 5 exons. Lineage: Eukaryota; Apicomplexa; Aconoidasida; Haemosporida; Plasmodiidae. Gene Ontology annotation, molecular function: ATP binding; chromatin binding; DNA binding.
AUGGAUGUGUUUGAAUUUGUAGAUCCAUUAAGAAAGAGAAAAAUAACAAAUAAUUUAUUUGACUUUGAUAAAUAUAUAUAUAAAGAUAAAAGUGAAGAAUCAGAAGAAAAAAAGAAUAGUGAAAGUAGUUUAAAAAAGAAAAAAAAAAAAUUAAGAAGAGUUUUAAAUAGCUCAAGUAGUGAUGAAAAUCUUGAAAAUGAAAAAAAUAGAGAUAGCAAAGUAAAAAAGGAAAAAGAGAUAAUUGAUAAAAAGGAAUUUAAUGAUGAAGAUUGUGCAAAUGUUAAUGAUAAUUCUGUUUCAUAUGAAAGUGACAAAGAAGAGUAUGAAAGUAGUUUAAAUCAUUUAUUUGAAUGUUUAUUAAUAUCAAUAAAAAUAAAAAAUAAAAUUAUUGAAUAUUUUACCUCGGACAUAAAAGAAAAGAGACAGGAAGUUGUAAAAGAAUUUGUAAAAGGAUCUUUUAGAAUAAGUAAUUGUGAUGCUAAUUUUCAAAUUUUUGAAAAUAACGUUGAUACAUUUCAUAAAUUAAAAAAUUAUCAAAAAUGUGGAGUUUUCUGGUUAUAUAUUUUAUAUAAAGAAAAAAAAAAUGGAAUUUUAGCUGAUGAAAUGGGGCUUGGUAAAACAGCACAAACAUGUGUAUUUUUAGAUUACAUGUACAGAACAAAAGAACUUCAAAAUAAAACAAUCAUAGUUGCACCAACCAGUUUGUUAAAAAAUUGGAAUAAUGAAAUUAAUAUGUGGUGCCCUUAUUUAAAAAAUCAUAAAAUAAUUUACUAUGGUAAUCAAAAUGAGAGAAAAUAUUUAGCUUAUGAUAUUUUUACAAAUCAAAGUAAUAACAUUCACUUAAUUGUUACAAGUAUUAAUAUGCUUAUUGGAAAGAACGAUGUUUCGUAUUUUAGACAAAUUAAAAAAUAUGAUUAUCUAAUAUUUGAUGAAGCACAUUUUUUAAAAAAUAAGAAUUCCUUAAUAUAUAAGAAAUUACAAAAAAAAAUUGUUUUUAAUAACAAAAUUUUAUUAACAGGAUCGCCUAUACAAAACAAAACAGAAGAGUUAAUGAAUUUACUUUUAUUUUUAAUGCCUGAAAUUUUCACAGAAAAAAAUAUAAAUAGUGCUAUGAAUGCUUUUGUUAAAUUGUAUCAACAAAUUCUAAAUAAAAAAGAGGAUUAUGAUUUAGAAGAAAAUAUUCAACUAAAUAAAAAUCAAGAGAUUCAUGACAUAAAAUCUGAAGAAGAGAUAGCCAAUUCAGAAUCUGCUAAAAAUAUGAUAAAAAAUUAUUUAAUUCAAACAAUAAAAAAUGAUGUAAAGCACGUAGAAUUAAAAAAUAAAGAAAUUAUUUUGUUACAACUUAUUAUUGAGCCUUAUAUUUUGCGAAGAUCAAAAAAACACGUUUUUAUAGAUAUGCCAAAAAAGCAUAGUGUUAUCAUAAAAUUGCCUUUGAAUAAUACUCAAUUAAAUUUAUAUAAAAAUGAGAUCUUUUCUAAAUUGCAACACACUCAUAAGCAUUUGGAAUUUAUACAAAAACAUUCGAGCAAAAAAGAAUUAGAAAAAUUAUAUGCUAUUUUAGAAAAGAAAGAAAAUAAGGCAGAUAAACUGCCAAAUGAAUUGCAAGACAAUAAAGAAAAUGCACAAGAAAAAAAUGAAGAGAAAAAUGAUGACUAUGAUGAUAAAGAAAUAGAUGAGGAAACCAUUAAUAUAGAAAAAGCAGAAGAAAAUAAAGACAGUAAUAUAAUUAUUAAUAAAAGAGAAGAUGAAGAAAUUGUUGAAAAUAAUAAUAAUAAUGGCAAAGACGUUAGAGGAAAAAUGAUAAAUGCUUCUAUAUUUAUACUUAGAAGGAUAUGUAAUCAUCCUUUACUACAUAAAUAUUAUUAUUCAGUUGAGGAUAUAAAAAAUAUAUCUAAAUAUUUUUAUAAUAAUACUGAUCAAUAUCUAGAUUUAGACUUGAAAACAGUGGAAACUGAAUUUAUGAAAAUAUCUGAUUUUGAUAUUCACUUAUCUAUUAAGCAUUUAAUAUCACAAGGAGAUAAUAAUUUAAAUAAGUAUUUAAUUACAAAGGAACAUAUAUUAAAUAGUACAAAAAUACAUCAUAUGAUUUCUCUUAUUAAGGAAAUAAGACAGAAAAAGGAAAAAGUUUUAAUAUUCUCUCAAUUUACUACAUUCCUUGAUAUAAUUGAAGAAGCUUUAUUGUAUGAAUUUAUUUAUGAUGAUCAAGAUUUUUCAGAUCAUUUACAGCACAUAAAGAGCUCACAAAGUAUUAAUAAAAAUGAAAAAAGUGAUGAAGAGAAUUCAGAAAAUAAUAAGGACGAUGCUUCCUUAAAAAAUAAGGAUGUAAAUAAUGAUGAAAAUAAAAAUGAAAAAGACUUUUAUAUUUCUUCAUCUUCUUUUUCAAGUUCUUCAUUUGUCACAGAAGAAAAAAUUGGAAAUGAAAUUUAUGUUCGAUUAGAUGGAACAACUAAUACUAUUGAAAGGCAAAAAAUUAUAAAAAGAUUUUCAAAAAAUGAAAAUAUUUUUAUAUUUCUGUUAUCAACCAAAGCUGGAGGUGUUGGCCUUAAUUUAAUUGCUGCUAAUCAUGUUAUAUUAAUGGAUCAAGAUUGGAAUCCUCACAAUGAUAGGCAAGCAGAAGAUAGAGUACAUAGAUUAGGGCAAAAAAAUGAAGUUCAUAUAUAUAGAUUGUGUUGUAAAAAUACAAUUGAAGAAACUAUACUUAAAUGCUGUAAAGCGAAAUUACAUCUUGAUCAAGCAUUUGGUGGGAAUAGUGAUUUGCUACAAACAGCUUUAAUAAAAGAUGCUUUGAAUGCGGUGGAUAUGAAAUAA